Molecule: messenger RNA, 1226 nt
Organism: Musa acuminata AAA Group (dessert banana)
Lineage: Eukaryota; Viridiplantae; Streptophyta; Magnoliopsida; Zingiberales; Musaceae
Product: transcription repressor OFP7-like
Exons: 2
Coding region: 392-1129 (245 amino acids)
Biological process (GO): negative regulation of DNA-templated transcription
Source: RefSeq, a predicted model, not a curated record
CUUUCCGUGGGCUCAUUAAUGACAAGCCACCUGAGUCAAUACUUCCACCAUUGGCGUCGGAUCUCAUCACUGCAAGCAAAACUUAAAAUAGGGAAGACCUUCUGGUUCUUCGUUCUUCUAAUCCCCGAAGCAGGCAUCUUCUUCAUCUUCGGGCGUUGCUACAUGCCCAUCACCUUGAUCAUGCCCUAGCUGUCAGAGGCUAAAAUAUUCCUCUACGGUCGUUCUUUUGUCUGCACUCAAUGCUGACUUUGAUCCCUUCCACAGUAGUCUCUCAGCAUGCAAGUGUACUAAAUUCUCGAGCCUGAAAUGGUGGCUGAAUCGAUCUCCGAGGCAGAAGAAUUAUAUAUAGCUGCAGUCCAUGUCGGGCGAGGGACCAUAAGAGGUGGAUGCGAUGCGAGAUAAUUUAGUCCACAAGGCAGCUGGGCAGAUACCAGCUUUGAUAGAGGGCUUGAAGAGGAAGAGGGGCAGGAUGAGCACCGGUGCGCGGAAGAGGAGAAGCAGCUCAUUUUUGUCCCUUGGCUGUGGCUGUACCGACUCCAAAUCGGUCUCGGUGUCAGGCAGCUUCGGCAGCAAGUCUACGUCGACUCUGCCACCGGCGCGCAGGGUCGCGGAAUUCUCUUCUGCGGAUACCAUCACCCUCACCUCCGGAUCCUCCUCUUUCUACGAGGAGGAGGAUGUGGAGGUGAAGAUGGAGAGAUCCACGAGCACGCCGAGCUUUUCGGAGCUUCUACGCCAACUCAACGAAUUGGAGCAGAGCGUGAUCGCUUGCGGGAGCCACGCUCCCCUGUCCAUCGAUGGCAAAAGAGAUGAGAAGAAGGGGAAUCGGUGGAGCAGCGGCCAAGGAAGGCAAGGACUGGAGGACAGCAUCGUGGUGGUGAAGGAGACGGAGGACCCGCUCGGGGAGUUUCGGCGGUCGAUGCUGCAUAUGAUCGUCGAGAAGGAAAUCGUGGAUGGUGCGGAGUUGAGGGAGCUGCUCCGCCGUUUUCUUGCGCUCAAUUCCCAGCGGCACCAUCGCACCAUCCUCCGUGCGUUCGCCGAGAUAUGGGACGACGUGUUCUCCGGGUACGAGCAGACCCCCGAUCUUCUCCGCCAUGGCUACUCCGGGCUUCCACCUCGCCGGCAUUUCUGAGAUGCAGAAGCAGAGCCACAACCAAAAGCUACAUCCAUCCAUCUGUACAACUCCUCUUCCCUUAUCUUUAUGCGUUAUAUGACGUCUUUAAACUCGA